AUGGACAGUUGCGAAGAGGAAUGCGAUCUGGAAGUUGACAGUGACGAAGAAGAUCAACUUUUUGGUGAAAAGUGCAUUUCCCUGCUCUCAAGUCUUCUACCACUUUCCUCGUCCACACUUUUGAGCAACGCUAUUAAUUUGGAACUCGACGAAGUUGAACGGCCUCCUCCGUUGUUGAACGUGCUCGAAGAGCAACAGUUUCCGAAGGUUUGUGCUAAUAUUGAAGAGGAGAACGAGUUAGAAGCCGAUACAGAAGAGGAUAUUGCUGAGACGGCAGAUGACGAAGAAUCUAAAGAUCCUGUAGAAAAAACUGAAAAUUUCGAGCCGUCUGUCACCAUGGACACUUACGACUUCCCGGAUCCUUAUCCGGUGCAGAUUCGAGCCAGACCACAGGUUCCACCGAAACCACCAAUCGACACUGUUAGAUAUAGUAUGAAUAAUAUUAAAGAAUCCGCAGAUUGGCAGUUGGAUGAACUUCUUGAAGAAUUGGAAGCUCUUGAAACUCAACUCAACUCUAGUAAUGGUGGAGAUCAACUUUUACUUGGAGUGUCCGGGAUUCCAGCUUCUUCUAGCCGGGAAAAUGUGAAGUCAAUAUCCACACUGCCACCUCCACCACCGGCUCUUUCUUAUCACCAAACUCCACAACAACCUCAACUUUUACAUCAUCACAAUAAUCAUUUGGGUUAUCAGAAUGGUAUUCAUCAGAUAACCUCCAUCAACUCAGCUGCUUCAUCAUGCUCUUCUCCAGACGGUGAUUCUGCAUUUGGUGACUCAAGUUCAACUGAAUCCUCCAAUAACAGAUGCCGUAAUUCGGCAUUCUCAUCGAACGACUCGUGCCGCGACUCGCUGAACACUCCGAGCCCCACUCAGGUCUCACCAAGAAAUGGAGAAUUAAAUGCAGAAGAAGCAAAAGCUCAGAAGAUUCGUCAGGCUCUUGAGAAGAUGAAGGAGGCCAAGGUGACCAAGAUUUUUGUGAAAUUUUUUGUGGAAGACGGAGAAGCACUUCAGUUGCUUAUUGAUGAACGAUGGACUGUUGCAGACACUCUGAAACAGUUGGCUGAGAAGAAUCAUAUUGCAUUAAUGGAAGACCAUUGUAUUGUGGAGGAAUACCCCGAACUUUAUAUAAAACGAGUGUACGAAGAUCACGAGAAGGUUGUUGAGAAUAUCCAAAUGUGGGUUCAAGAUUCACCGAACAAGCUUUAUUUCAUGCGUCGCCCGGACAAGUACGCCUUCAUCUCUCGUCCUGAACUCUACCUCCUCACUCCAAAAACUUCUGAUCACAUGGAAAUUCCGUCUGGAGAUCAAUGGACAAUCGAUGUGAAACAAAAGUUUGUCAGUGAAUAUUUCCACCGUGAACCAGUAGUACCACCAGAGAUGGAAGGAUUUUUAUAUUUGAAAUCAGAUGGAAGAAAAUCAUGGAAAAAACAUUAUUUCGUGUUAAGACCAAGUGGUUUGUAUUAUGCACCAAAGAGUAAGAAACCAACAACAAAAGAUUUGACAUGUCUGAUGAAUUUACACUCGAAUCAAGUUUAUACUGGAAUCGGAUGGGAGAAGAAAUACAAAUCACCGACUCCUUGGUGUAUUUCAAUAAAAUUGACUGCAUUGCAAAUGAAGAGAAGUCAAUUUAUUAAAUAUAUUUGUGCUGAGGAUGAGAUGACAUUCAAGAAAUGGCUUGUUGCACUUAGAAUAGCUAAGAAUGGAGCAGAACUUCUUGAGAACUACGAAAGAGCUUGCCAAAUAAGAAGAGAAACUCUUGGACCAGCAUCAAGUAUGUCUGCUGCUUCAUCUUCAACUGCUAUUUCUGAAGUUCCACAUAGUUUGAGUCAUCAUCAGCGUACACCUUCUGUUGCUUCAUCAAUUCAAUUGAGUUCUCAUAUGAUGAAUAAUCCAACGCAUCCUUUAUCAGUGAAUGUCAGGAAUCAGUCACCAGCUUCUUUUUCAGUAAACUCUUGCCAACAAUCUCAUCCAUCUCGAACGUCAGCGAAAUUAGAGAUUCAAUACGAUGAGCAACCGACUGGAACAAUCAAAAGAGCACCUCUAGAUGUGCUCCGUCGAGUAUCAAGAGCUUCCACCUCGUCCCCAACGAUUCCCCAAGAAGAAUCGGAUUCGGACGAAGAGUUUCCAGCGCCACCUCCAGUUGCCUCUGUGAUGAGAAUGCCGCCACCAGUGACUCCACCAAAGCCUUGUACUCCAUUAACUUCUAAGAAAGCACCUCCACCGCCUCCGAAGAGAUCUGACACAACAAAAUUGCAAUCAGCUUCACCUAUGGCCCCGGCGAAAAAUGAUUUGGAAGCUGCGUUGGCGAGAAGGCGUGAGAAAAUGGCAACCAUGGAGUGUUAG
Molecule: messenger RNA, 2340 nt
Organism: Caenorhabditis elegans
Lineage: Eukaryota; Metazoa; Nematoda; Chromadorea; Rhabditida; Rhabditidae
Gene: mig-10
Product: Abnormal cell migration protein 10
Exons: 11
Coding region: 1-2340 (779 amino acids)
Biological process (GO): signal transduction
Cellular component (GO): perikaryon
Source: RefSeq, marked reviewed